Messenger RNA from Mytilus californianus (California mussel), 4521 nucleotides. Its product is annotated as polycystic kidney disease protein 1-like 2. Gene Ontology annotation, cellular component: membrane. Gene Ontology annotation, molecular function: calcium ion binding; calcium channel activity; protein binding. The transcript has 14 exons. The coding region runs from base 8 to 3649 and encodes 1213 amino acids. Gene Ontology annotation, biological process: detection of mechanical stimulus. Lineage: Eukaryota; Metazoa; Mollusca; Bivalvia; Mytilida; Mytilidae. The record is from RefSeq and is a predicted model, not a curated record.
UUGUCCAAUGGAAUUUAUAUUAUGUUUGUCCCGGAAAACAACUGGUGAAGACCCAACAGAAUAUAACUAUCACCCAGUUCAAGUGGAUACCAACGAUUCAACAAUACAUUUUACUAUAUGGCCUGAUAGAGAAGGAGAUCGGUUUAAAGUGUUUUUGAAAUAUGAAGACUAUCCAAAUGCAACCUUCUACGACCACACUACCAUAAUACCCCAUGACAAGGAUGCUUUUAAACAUAUUGACCCGGAUAAGUAUCCUGAGAAGAGAAGAUACCUACAGCAUACCUACUUCCCACCUCAACAUUUAACUAAGCUGAAUGGAACAUAUAGAGUUGCUAUCAAGUUACAUGAAAAGACAACAGUUAAUUUUGAGGAGACAAAAGUUUGUCUGAACUACUCUACACAGUUGAUGAUAUCCGGAUGUAAAUUCUGGAGUGAAGAAGAACAAACAUACAAAGGAGAUGGUCUUUUGGUUUCUAAUGAAACAACAAUCUGGAAGACGAAGUGUUUAUCAACUCAUCUCACAUCUUUUGGUGGUGAUUUUGCUGUACCACCUAAUACAAUUGACUUCAGCAAUGUUUGGGCUAAAUUUGAUUUGACCAGCAACGCUGCCGUAUUCUCAACAGUUAUUGCACUAAUUGGUCUGUAUAUUAUUGGUGUUAUUUGGGCACACCAUAUGGAUAAAAAGGAUCUUUUAAAAUGGGGAGCGACACCUUUGGAGGACAACCUUCCAACUGACUGUUAUCACUAUCAGGUAACAGUUCAAACAGGAAUGAAAAAGAACGCUGGUACAUCAUCUAAGAUUAGUUUUGUCAUGUCUGGAGAAACUCACGACUCUGGAGCUAGAAGACUUUAUGAUGGACAUAGAAAGAUUUUACCAACUGGGAGUAUACUGAAUUACAUUCUAAGUGUUGAACGCUGUUUAGGUCCAUUAUCAUAUUUCCGUAUAUGGCAUGACAAUAGUGGAAAAGGAAAGAUGAGAUCUUGGAAACUGGACCAAAUUCAGGUUUCAGACAUACAAACAGGGGAACGAUACUUUUUUUUGUGUGGUCGUUGGUUAGCUGUAGAAGAAGACGAUGGUAUGGUAGAUAGGAUAAUACCUGUUGCUGGACGUGAGGACUUAGCUGCAUUCAAACAUCUCUUUUCCUCAUCUAUCAGAAAGAAACUGACUAGUGACCAUCUAUGGUUUUCAAUUUUUUCUCGACCAACAAGAAGUAGUUUCACACGCGUUCAUCGUAUUUCCUGCUGUAUGUCUCUGUUAUUUAUGACCAUGAUAACAAAUGCCAUGUGGUUCAAAUCAGAAGACAACACAACUCAAACAAAUGCAAUGCAAAUUGGACCAAUUUCCUUUACUCUACAGCAGGUUUUUGUAAGUUUUGCAAGUACCAUGUUAGUUCUUCCUGUUAACUUAAUUAUAAUCACGUUCUUCCGCCGUUGUCGACCAAAGAAAAAUGCCAUAAUGCAAAUUAAUCAACAGAUGCCAAAACGCGGGAAGUGGAAGAAUGUAACUAAUUCUUCGCAGAUUUGGGGUAAUGCUCCAAAAAGGAGUAAAUGGCAAAAGUUCAAAGAUUCAAUAGAAAAUAUAACAAAUUUUCACCAAAGAUCGAAAUACGGUGCUCAGGACAUCGACCCUGAAGAAGAAGACAAACCAAUGCCAAAAAUAGUAGGAAUGCCCGAGGAAAAACAAGCCAAAAAGAAAAAGAAACCAGGAACAUUUCCUCAUUGGUGUAUCUAUAUUGCUUAUGUAUUAACUGUGUUGAGCAUGAUAGUACCAGGAUUUUUCACUAUAUUGUACAGUAUGGAAUGGGGACCAGAAAAGGCAAAUGAAUGGCUUACUACAUUCGUAAUGUCAUUUUUUCAGUCAGUUAUCGUAGUCCAACCAAUCAAGGUUAUGGUUUUAGUUGCCUUCAUAGCAUGUAUAGUGAAGAAACCAGACAUUGACGAAGAGGACGGUGCUUCAGAAGAUAUAAACAAUGUUAUCGCAGCGCACGAUGAAGAAAUGUUACAUAAAGACCACGAAGAACUAGAUGCAAUUGUGGCAAAACGGAAACUAGCGAAUGAAGACUGUAAGCCAAUAGACAUGGAAUCGUUAAACAAAGCUAGAGAGAAUCGAAUGAUGGAGAUCAAGAUGGAAACACUGUUAAGAGAGAUUGCCAUCUAUUUAUUAUUUGUCCUCGUUCUGUUUUUCCUGUCUUACCAACAGAGAGAUUCAUUUUCCUACCAGAUGGCUGCAAAUCUUAGAAAUUAUUUCGAUAACGGAUUUACAUCGAUAUCUACAACCGAAGGAUAUUGGAAAUGGAUGGAUUCCAAGCUCAUUCCAGCAAUGUAUGCCUCGCAUUACGCCAAUGGUACUGAAAUAAUAAGAUGGUGGGAUAAGAGGUGUACAGCAGAUAUGGUUUCUCGUAGAGUUGGUAUCCCACGACUUAGACAGCUUCGGAUAAAGCCAGAUACUUGUUCGGUAAAUCGUCGUUUAGAUAGUCUUAUUCACCACUGUAGAAACGAGUACGGAUGGACUGAUGAUGACGCCAAAGAUUAUCUUCCUGGUUGGGUGAAACCUGAUAUAAGUAACCUCUCAGCAGUAGAGGAGUCGAAAACACCAUGGGUUUACAGAAGUUCUUUUGAGUUAGCAAAUGCGCCGUAUGUUGGAGAAAUUUCAACGUAUAAAGGUGGUGGAUAUGUUGCAAUGUUUGAAAGAAAUGUUGAAAGAAAUAACGAACUUAUUGCACAUUUACGGAAACAUGUUUGGUUAGACGUGUAUACAAGAGGAGUUUUCCUAGAAUUUACAGUGUAUAAUCCUAAUCUUAAUUUAUUUGGUUCGAUGAUAAUGUUAGUAGAAUUUAUGCAGUCAGGUGGUGCAGUAACCAGAAUGGAAUUUAAGAUUUUCAGACUUCUUAGCUACAUCGGAGGAAUGGGAGUUGUGGUUAUUCUAUUUGAGGUUUUAUAUGCCUGUUUUACUCUGUACUUCUUCGUUCACUUCGUUAAGAAACUAAAGAAGGAGAGAAAGAAAUAUUUCAAUUCGUUCUGGAACAAAUUAGAGUUUGCUUUAAUGCUGUUUUGUGUUACUGUGAUAGCGAUGUAUGCUUUAAAGCACAUUUUGACGUCUGUUGCAAUGAACGCUUUGAAAGACAGAGAGCGAGCUGACAACGUGAAUUUCCAGUCUCUCGCCGCGUAUGAUGAACUUUACAGUUAUAUGGUGGGAAUAGUGGUGUUCCUUGCAACCAUACAGUUCCUUAAACUUCUACAGUUUAACAAGAAAAUGAAUAUGUUGGGAGAUACAGUCAAUUUGGCAUCAAAAGAUCUAAAAGUAUUUUCUUUUGCAUUCAUCAUGUACUUCUUAGCGUUCACAAUAUUUGGCUUCCUUCUCUUUGGUUCUACAUUAUAUGCCUUUGCUGGUUUUAUCAGCGCAGCAGAAUCAAUGUUUGCAUUCACGUUAGGAAGUUUUGAUUUCGCCGCAAUGGAAGCAUCACAAAAGAUUUUGGGUCCUAUAUUUUUCUUUUUAUUUAUUUUUAUAGUUUAUGUGGGAUUAAUGAGUAUUUUCUUAACGAUAAUUGCUGAUGCUUUUGCAACUGUAAAGGAAGAUGUAGCCAAUCAAACAAACGACUAUGAGAUUGUUGAUUUCAUGUGGAAGAAAAUCCAAGGUGUUAUAGGAUGAAUUGUUAAUUGAGAAAAGGGUAUAUAGGAGUUAACCAAUCCUUGAUUGUUAUUGUUUCAUGGUUUUUUUACUAAGAGUUUCAAAGUUUUACUCAUAUCAGUAGAUUGUUUGUAAUCAAUAGCUAUUCACAAGGACCUUGAAAAAAGAAUAUCAAUGUUAUUAGUUUGUUUUGAAUAAUGACUACAGAAUGUAUUCACAUAGCUUAAUUCAUUGAUUAAUACAUAAAACAAAUCUAUGUUUUGCAUGUUUAUGUGAAACCUUUUCUCAGGGAAAUAUUUUCCGUGUCCAUUACAAAAACUAGAAAAAGUAGUACAGGAAAUUUCUAUGUUAGUUCAUUUACUUUAGAAACGUUAGCAGAUCCUUACAAUUUUUGAAAAAAAUUAUGACGCCUAUUACCUAAUUCCCUAACUACUUCAGUUAGUCUACCCAUUGUCAACGGAUGAUUAUUAAGAAAAAUAGAAAAAAUUGGUCUUUAAACAAGCCUUUUGUAUUCUUUUAUACUUUGCCAUAAUGAUGAACAAAUAGUAAAAAAAGCCUGAAAAUACAGUGUACCAUUCUCGAUGUCUACUUUAUCACACUUACUCAAAUGUGUCUCACUUUUGAAUGACAACAAAUCUACUUGAUUUGUCAAUAUGCACAUUAGUUGUCACAAUACAUUGUUUCAAAUGCAAACAUUAUAAUGGUUAUAACAUUUAUAUGAAAUAAUCCCCCCUUGUGGCCACACUAGUUAAUUAAGUCUUGUAAAUUUACCUAUGAAAACAAAGCUAUCAGAAAAAAAAACAAUUAACAGCUGUAUAUAUGCACGCAACAAUAAAGAUCUCAUUGUUAUGGUUUCUUCGAACUUUUAGUUUAAAUAAAAAUGAUGCAAAUUA